GCCACAGUGUGAAAUUUUCUGGUAAAAUUGUAUAAAACAUAUUGGAAAACUGAACUUGUGACAUUUUGUUCUCUGUAUAAACAACAAUUUUGCGAUAUUUCCGUCAUUAUUAGAGCUUUUUUUGUUGGAUUAUUUUUCAGGUACUGUUAUAACAUCUGAAAAUUGAAGCAAAGUUAUUACCGUUACGUAAAUAUUGAAGUAAUGAGUUCUGAACGCGGUCGUGGUGUUUUAAAUACUUUAAAAAAUAAAUUCAGUGAACUGAAUAUUUCAAGGGUGGACCAGGAAUGUCAUCGAAGUUCGAAUUUGGAGAAAACAGCCGCAGAUUAUAUACAUGAAAAUGAAAUGCGUCUGAGAUCAUAUUCUAUGCCUUCACAAAAUAUCUUAGUAAAACCAAUUCAUUUGAAACAUGCAGAGACGAACGUAGCGACAUACGUCUUUGAAAAGGUAAAACAUAAAACUAUUCGACAGUCUGUAAAAUACGACAUGUGUGCAGUAAAUAGCAAUGAAAACGAAUCUCUUUCAGAAGAGUACAUAUUGGAUUGCUUACCUAGUGAAAUAAGACCAAGAACGUCGAGCAUGCCAAACCAAAAUACUUGCCAUAAGCCUACAAAACGGACUCUUCAGCGAUCGCAGUUAAACCUCAAUAUAGUCAGUGUUUCCACUGACAAACCACCUUAUUUGAAGGAUAAGACAAGUAAGUGGGACCAACCUAAAACAUUUGAAAACUUAUACCUGGGUAUGUUUUUCGAGGACGAAAUGCGGACAAGAACCUCCAGUAUGCCAACACGGUCUGUGUUCUCUAAACCGCGUAUACAUCACUUAAGACGGUCUCACCAAGACCUAUUUACAAAACAGGAAACAGAAAUGCAUGGUGUCCGCUCAUUUCAAUUAAACACUAAAGGAAAAAUUGUAAAACGGUCUGAAUCAAGAAGUACGAGAAGCUCAAAUAGUGAACAUUCAUUAGAAGAUGAUUCCCAGCUUGUCUGUAAAAACCUUUCUAGAAAGUCUAGCGUAACCCGUACGCAUGAUUUUCAGGUAUUUGUGAAAGGUUUAACAGGUGUAGGAAAGACGGCGUUAAUGCAGCAGUUUCUCACGGCACAGUACCUUGGGGGUUUUAAUACAAGCUACGAUGGGGAGACAGAAAAAACUGUAAAUGUGCUUCUGAACGGAGAAGAAACAGCCCUGGCCUUCGUGGAAGGAACCGAACACGAGGACGACGCCAGCGAUACUGUUGCUGCAUAUAUGACAGUUUAUGCUUGUGACGACAGGGCAUCUUUUGACAGGGCUGUAGAUAUGCUGUAUAAUCUAAGGCAAAAAGAAAUGAGAAAAAACGUUAUAUUCUUAGUUGGUAAUAAAUCUGAUCUUGUUCGUUCUAGGUGCAUCACGACAGAAGAAGCAAAAGCUGUUGCUAUGACUUACGAUUGCAAAUUUGUGGAGACGUCGGUAGUUUUAAAUGUGAACGUUGAUGAACUGCUCGUCGGCAUUGUAAAACAACUGCAUAUCAAAUCAGCCAAUUAUGAUGAUGACAAGAGUACGGGAUGUGCUUCCUCAAGUAAAUCGUUGCUUACGAAAGUUUUCAAGAAAUACAAUAUUUCGAAGUCGUGUGAAAAUUUGUAUUCUUAAUAUAACUUUACACAAAUAAACACAUUUAAGCUAACCUCUUUAUUGUCAAAGAGAAGAAACUGUUGAUAAGGACACAUACACGUUUUCUUAGUUGUUUUCUACGUACACCAAAAAGGAGGAUCUGGUAGCAUUCUUCACUAUUGUUCAGACGAUUUCAGUCGGUCACUUUCAAAGAUUGAAAAGAUGAUGUCUUCCGUUCUAGCGCACGCUGAAGACCAGGAAGACAAAGCUUCGCAUAUAACAAUGAAAUUUUGCCACGCGGACCUAAAGGUGACAGUUAUUUUGUUGGUCGGCAUGGACAGAAUAGAGCAAAGACGAAAACUCGAAAUGCUUUUCUUGGCAUUUUUCACUUGGCUGCGUGACAGACCAAAAAGACAAACUUGUUUCACGAAAAUGUUUUGCUGGGCGUCUUUUUAGCGCCACUUGCCCGCUCAGAAAAUUAAAAAUAAAAAUCAU
Mercenaria mercenaria is the source of this 2079-nucleotide messenger RNA. RefSeq lists its product as uncharacterized. Gene Ontology annotation, cellular component: plasma membrane. The record is from RefSeq and is a predicted model, not a curated record. Lineage: Eukaryota; Metazoa; Mollusca; Bivalvia; Venerida; Veneridae. The transcript has 4 exons. Gene Ontology annotation, molecular function: calcium channel regulator activity; GTPase activity; GTP binding. Bases 202 to 1623 code for a protein of 473 amino acids.